AACAUCGAGAAGGUUCGCGAGUUCAGCCAUUCGUGUGGAUUUCCGUGGCGUUCGUUGUGUCCCGCUGAUCGGCAUUGUUUUGACGGAGGAGGGAAACUGACGCCUUCGGACUCUAAAUUCACUCAAACAUGCAACCACAAAUCAUCUUACUGAAGGAAGGGACAGACUCCUCCCAGGGGAAGCCUCAGCUCAUCUCCAACAUCAAUGCCUGCGCUGCUGUUGUUGAUGCCAUCCGGACCACCCUUGGUCCGCGUGGCAUGGACAAGCUUAUUGUCGAUAAUAGAGGCAAAGCCUGCAUCAGCAAUGAUGGUGCAACAAUCAUGAAGCAGCUGGACAUUGUACAUCCAGCAGCCAAGACCCUGGUUGAUAUUGCUAAGUCACAGGAUGCUGAGGUUGGAGAUGGCACCACAACAGUUGUGCUUUUGACUGGUGAGCUCCUGCAACAGUGCAAGAACCUCAUUGAAGAAGGGGUCCACCCACAUGCUGUUGUCAGGGCUUUCAGAAAAGCUACAGGACUUGCUGUAGGCAAGAUCAAUGAGUGUGCUGUGAAGAUCAACAAGCAAGACCCGGCUGAGCUGCGAUCCAUCCUUGAGAAGUGUGCUGGAACUUCCCUCAACAGCAAACUCAUUCACCAACAGAAGGAUUUCUUUGCCAAGAUGGUUGUAGAUGCUGUUAUGUCCCUAGAUGACCUCAUGCCCCUGGACAUGAUUGGUAUCAAGAAGGUGACUGGUGGUGCCCUUGAGGUGAGUUUGACUGCUCCUUGGACACCUUUUUGGUUUGUUGCAGUGAACUUGUAUACAAUACAAAGAUUAAACUCGGUGGCUGAUAUAAAAUUUAAAAUCCCACCCUUUGGGCAGUUCAGGUUAAAUGACACAAAGAUACACAUGAAGAGGAUGGCCAUAUUUCUUGUUUGUGCAGUUUUCUCUUGCCCUCAGGAAUACCAAAAAAUUGUUGACACAGAAUGGAACAUCCUUUAUGAGAAGCUUGACCUCAUUCACAAGUCUGGUGCCAAGGUUGUGCUUUCUAAGCUUCCCAUUGGUGAUGUUGCCACUCAGUAUUUUGCAGACAGAGACAUGUUCUGUGCUGGCCGUGUAGUUGAAGAGGACUUGAAACGAACCAUGAAGGCUUGUGGAGGUGCCAUCAUGACCACAGCCCAUGAUCUUAAUGAAUCAGUUCUUGGUACCUGCGAGCUCUUCGAGGAGAAGCAGAUUGGUGCAGAAAGGUAUGGAUACUUAGUGCCCCCGGGCAAAACCUGCAUUUUUUGGUUGCGUGGUGGUGCUGAACAGUUCUUGGAAGAGACUGAAAGAUCUUUACAUGAUGCCAUCAUGAUUGUUCGUAGGGCACUGAAGCAUGAUGCUGUUGUUGCUGGUGGUGGUGCAAUUGAGCUUGAAGUAAGCAGACAUCUUCGUGAAUAUUCCCGUUCCAUUGCAAGCAAGGAACAGCUGUUCUUGGCUGCAUAUGCGAAGGCUUUAGAAGUUGUUCCUCGACAGCUUUGUGACAAUGCUGGUUUUGACUCCACAACUAUUCUUAACAAAUUAAGAGCAAGACAUGCUGAAGGUGGCAAGUGGUUUGGUGUUGACGUUAUGAGCGAAGACAUUGCAGACAACUUCAUUGCAUGUGUGUGGGAGCCAGCGCUAGUGAAGAUCAAUGCUUUAACUGCAGCAUCCGAAGCAGCAUGCCUUAUCCUCUCUGUAGAUGAGACAAUCAAAUCCCCACGGUCUUCACAUGAUGCUCCUCAAGGCCCCAUGCCAGGCAGGGGACGUGGCCGCCCAAUGUAAACAGCGCAUUUAGUUGCUCCACUGGGGUUUGUGAAGGAAGGAAUACGAAGCCUAUUAACAGGAAACUAAUUUACUGGAAUGGCAAUUAUGUUCGUGCACAGUCUCGUCUGAUUAAAGUCAGUUCACUCUGUAACCAGUGAAAAUUAAAACAUGAAAGUUCUGCUUACUACAACUAAGUUAUCCUUUCGUAUUAUAAUAAAAUGCUUUAACUACUUCA
Messenger RNA from Penaeus monodon (black tiger shrimp), 1995 nucleotides. It is a transcript of the gene CCT7, whose product is annotated as T-complex protein 1 subunit eta-like. Gene Ontology annotation, molecular function: ATP-dependent protein folding chaperone; ATP binding; ATP hydrolysis activity. Gene Ontology annotation, biological process: protein folding. NCBI's taxonomy places the organism in Eukaryota, Metazoa, Arthropoda, Malacostraca, Decapoda, Penaeidae. The record is from RefSeq and is a predicted model, not a curated record. Gene Ontology annotation, cellular component: chaperonin-containing T-complex. The coding region runs from base 129 to 1778 and encodes 549 amino acids. The transcript is spliced from 11 exons.